Angiostrongylus costaricensis is the source of this 228-nucleotide messenger RNA. The record is from the annotation of a GenBank genome assembly. Lineage: Eukaryota; Metazoa; Nematoda; Chromadorea; Rhabditida; Metastrongylidae.
AUGAACAUCGAUUCAUUCGAACAGCUUAAAACUCCAAUCGGACGUUUGCAAUUAAGAAAAUGUGGAACAAUACCGGCUUUGACAACCUUCGUCGCUUACGCGCCGACAUCAAGCUAUGAUGAAGAAGAAGCCGAAGCGUUCUAUAUGGACUUGGAGAAGUUUUACAGAGAAGACCAAACAUUCUUCAAGGUCAUCAUUGGAGAUUUCAACGCGAAUAGUGGACCAUGA